AACAGCAGCAAUUUGAUGAAAGGGUCGACCAAGGUGCCUAUUUUGGGAGCGAGAGUGGAAAGGGCUCCUCCUCCACUAUACAUAAUAGAGGUGCACGGGGUCCUAUGGAUCAGUACAUGACUACUGCAGGAGCAGAUAGAGGAGAAGCAGAGAUGAUGCCUGCAGCUGGUACUAGAGAGGGUCGGCGACAGGUUUGCAUGGACAUUGGGAGGUUUUUUUUUGAAAAUGCAAUACCAUUUAAUGUUGCUACAUCGCCUGCCUACUUCAGUAUGAUGCGGUCUGUAGGAUUGUAUGGAAGAGGGUUGAAAGCACCUUCUAUGUAUGAGUUGCGCACUUGGAUUUUAAAAGAGGAGUUGCAGAACACCGAGCGAACCAUUGGUGAGAUUAAAAGGACAUGGAUUGAGACAGGUGUGACUAUAAUGUCAGAUGGAUGGUCUGACAUGAAGAGUAGGAGUUUGAUAAACAUCCUUGUCAACAAUCCCUAUGGUACAGUGUUCUUAAGAUCUGUUGAAGCUUCUGAUGAGGUGAAGAAUGCUACAUUCAUUUUCAAUUUACUUGAUGGAGUUAUUGAGGAGAUUGGAGAGCAGUUGGUUGUCCAGGUAGUGACUGAUAAUGCCAGUGCAUACAAAGCAGCUGGUCAGAUGUUGAUGGAGAAGAGGACACACCUCUAUUGGACACCUUGCGCAGCACAUUGUAUUGAUCUCAUAUUGGAGGAUCUUGGUGACUUACCUCAGCACAAGAGUGCUCUUGUUAGGGCGAAGAAGAUUACAAAAUUCAUCUACAAUCACUCUUGGGUCUUAAGCUUAAUGAGAAAAUUUUCAAAGAAAGAAAUCAUUCGACCUGCAACCACUAGGUUUGCCACCUCCUAUUUGACACUGCAGAGCUUGAUGGAGGUGAGGCAACCUUUGGAAGCCAUGUUUACAUCAACUGAAUGGCUAAACUCUGCUUGGGGGAAGAAGAGUGAGGGAAAGGAGAUAAGAAAGAUAAUUCUGAAUGAUAAAUUUUGGGCUACUGUGACCUAUGCCAUUUUGAGCACGAGACCCUUAGUGCAAGUUCUACGCUUAGUGGAUGCAGAGAAGAAACCAGCUAUGGGUUUUAUUUAUAAUGCUAUGGAUGAGGCCAAGGAGUUGAUUGCACAUAACUUGGGAGGAGAGGAGGCAAGUUAUAGGGAGAUUUGGGAUAUCGUUGAUGCUCGGUGGGAGGUGCAGUUACACCGACAUCUACAUGCAGCUGCAUAUUAUCUUAACCCUCAAUUUCAAUAUUCAGAGAAAAAAUCUUCAAAUCCGGAAGUUAAGCUUGGUCUAUAUCACUGUAUGGAAAGAUUAAUACCGGAGCAGGCAGAUAGGGAGCUUGCAGAUUUACAGCUUGUUCUGUUCCGGAAUAAAGAGGGUUUUUUUGGUUUGAAUGCAGCAAAAACUACCAUUUCUAAACGGUCUCCAGUUGAAUGGUGGAUCCAAUUUGGUGAUUCCACCCCUGAGCUACAGAGUUUUGCUGUGAGAGUGUUGGGCCUCACUUGUUCUUCUUCUGGGUGUGAGCGAAAUUGGAGUACAUAUAGUCAAGUGCAAACAAAGAGAAGAAAUCGACUAUCUACACUCAGAAUGAACUCCCUCGUAUACAUAAUGCACAACAAGAGGUUAAGAGAUAGGAGGUUGAGGAAUAAGGGGUUGAAAGAUGAUGAAGACCCGUUGGUGUGUGAUGAUCUGUCGUCUGAUAAUGAGUGGUUCAUAGAUGAUGAGGCAGAUUUAUCAUUAUCAGACUUACAGGUAGAAGAUCUAAAUGUGGAUGUAUUGAGGGGCGAAGCAGAUCAAACGGGUACAUCCACUAGUACUACACCACACACAUCUACUAGCUCUGCAAGUAAAGGGAAGAGAAAAGUGAGUCAUGUUGAAGAUGAAGAUGACAUGGCAUUCAUAGAUACAAUUGGAGAAGAAGAUUCACUUGAAGACUGAUAUUUUGUGAUGGGAUAUGA
Molecule: messenger RNA, 1969 nt
Organism: Dendrobium catenatum
Lineage: Eukaryota; Viridiplantae; Streptophyta; Magnoliopsida; Asparagales; Orchidaceae
Molecular function (GO): protein dimerization activity
Source: RefSeq, a predicted model, not a curated record